AUGGAAAUUAACUGUACAAGAUUAAUAAAUCGUAAAAUCUCCCUCAUACAGGAUGUUACCAAGCUGACGCCUCUUUCACCAGAAGUCAUCAGCAGACAAGCAACAAUUAAUAUAGGUACAAUUGGUCAUGUAGCCCAUGGAAAGUCGACAGUAGUCAAAGCUAUAUCUGGAGUUCAUACUGUCAGAUUUAAAAAUGAACUGGAAAGAAAUAUCACAAUCAAGCUGGGUUAUGCUAAUGCAAAGAUAUACAAGCUGGAUGACCCAAGCUGUUCUCGGCCAGAGUGUUACCGGUCCUGUGGAAGUAGCACCCCAGAUGAGUUUCCUACAGAUAUUCCUGGCACAAAAGGGAACUUCAAACUAGUCAGGCAUGUCUCUUUUGUGGAUUGUCCUGGGCAUGAUAUUUUGAUGGCUACUAUGUUGAACGGCGCAGCAGUAAUGGAUGCAGCUUUACUGUUGAUAGCUGGUAAUGAGUCAUGCCCUCAACCCCAGACCUCAGAACACCUAGCUGCUAUAGAAAUCAUGAAACUGAAACACAUUUUGAUUCUACAGAAUAAGAUUGAUUUGGUGAAGGAGAGCCAGGCUAAAGAACAGUACGAGCAGAUUCUUGCAUUUGUACAAGGUACAGUUGCAGAAGGAGCUCCAAUAAUUCCAAUCUCUGCACAGUUGAAAUACAACAUUGAGGUAGUUUGUGAGUAUAUAGUGAAGAAAAUCCCAGUCCCAUUGCGAGACUUCACAUCUGAACCAAGGCUUAUUGUAAUUAGAUCUUUUGAUGUCAAUAAGCCUGGCUGUGAAGUCGAUGACCUUAAGGGGGGUGUAGCUGGUGGCAGUAUUCUAAAGGGUGUUUUAAAGGUGGGCCAGGAAAUUGAGGUCCGGCCUGGUAUUGUGUCCAAGGACAGUGAAGGAAAACUCAUGUGCAAGCCAAUCUUUUCCAAAAUUGUGUCACUCUUUGCUGAACACAAUGAUCUACAAUAUGCUGCUCCAGGAGGUCUGAUAGGUGUUGGAACUAAGAUUGAUCCAACUUUGUGUCGGGCUGACCGAAUGGUAGGCCAGGUUCUUGGUGCAGUUGGAGCACUGCCAGAAAUAUUUACAGAGCUAGAAAUUUCCUAUUUCUUGCUGAGACGACUAUUAGGUGUGCGCACUGAAGGGGACAAGAAAGCUGCAAAGGUGCAAAAACUAUCAAAGAAUGAAGUUUUAAUGGUAAACAUAGGAUCCCUAUCUACUGGAGGGAGAGUCAGUGCAGUAAAGGCUGAUUUGGGGAAGAUUGUGCUAACUAACCCAGUAUGCACAGAAGUGGGAGAAAAAAUUGCCCUGAGUCGAAGAGUUGAGAAACACUGGCGUUUAAUUGGUUGGGGUCAAAUCAGAAGAGGAGUAACAAUCAAGCCAACUGUUGAUGAUGACUGAAGAACAAAUGAGAGUGCUUCAUUUUUAAAGUGAAGUGCCUAUUUCUAUUUUGGAGGGGGUAUAUUUUCACAGUGGAAUUGGAAGCUGUGCAAACUUUCUUUGAGUUGUAUGGCUGUCCUUAUACAUUUUAUUGAAUUUUACCCUCUUACUAAAAUACUAGUCCCUAUCACCAUGUCAAAUGUAAAAGAAUAGGCAUAAAAGUGGGCCUAAUUAUCCAUAUUUUAGUAGAAAUCAAUUGUACAUGUCCCAUGGCAUGUCAAACUUAUCUUACAUUGUGUUCCAGACAUAUCUGUUUAAUAAUCAGUCAAGCCAACCCCAGUGUAACAUGCAAACUAUAAAUCUGGUAUUGAAAUAAAAUAUUGCUUAUUUUCAUUAA
Messenger RNA from Chaetura pelagica (chimney swift), 1777 nucleotides. RefSeq names its product eukaryotic translation initiation factor 2, subunit 3 gamma, 52kDa (gene EIF2S3). Gene Ontology annotation, molecular function: translation initiation factor activity; GTPase activity; tRNA binding. Bases 1 to 1401 code for a protein of 466 amino acids. Gene Ontology annotation, biological process: positive regulation of translational fidelity; formation of translation preinitiation complex. The transcript has 12 exons. The record is from RefSeq and is a predicted model, not a curated record. Lineage: Eukaryota; Metazoa; Chordata; Aves; Apodiformes; Apodidae. Gene Ontology annotation, cellular component: cytosol; eukaryotic translation initiation factor 2 complex.